Messenger RNA from Hirsutella rhossiliensis, 1086 nucleotides. RefSeq lists its product as uncharacterized. The record is from RefSeq and is a predicted model, not a curated record. The transcript has a single exon. NCBI's taxonomy places the organism in Eukaryota, Fungi, Ascomycota, Sordariomycetes, Hypocreales, Ophiocordycipitaceae. The coding region runs from base 1 to 1086 and encodes 361 amino acids.
AUGGGCCGCGAAGGCCAGCCUACAGACAGCAACAUCUUUGUCCGAUUCAAACAGCACGUCGACUCCCACGUCGCCUCGGGCUUCCGCUCCCUGCUCGGGUUGACUUCGACGCCACCCCGCCAGGCCGCGACGAUGCCUUUGGGCUCCGACUCGCCCCCGAGUCCUCCCUCCUCUUCAUCCCGCACCAUGGACGCCCAGGAUAUGCGGCGCGCUCAUUGGGACUUGGACGUCUUCUCGCUCCUCUCCUCCGCCUCGUAUUCUCCUCCAGCUCUCCGCCACCUCCCGCAGCCCGUCCCAAACGACCUGGCGCCCGGCAUGGACUCGACUGUCUUCACCUUCGAGGACGCUUUUGAGGACUUGCUUGCUGCGUCUCAGGGCCAGCGUCUUCCGGAUAUCAAUGCUCGGUAUCAGCAAAGGAGGUUGCUUCGGCACAUGUUUCCGACAGGGGAGCCUACUUGGUUCUGGAUGCGCAGGUUGGAGUCGCAACGUCUGGUUCGAACUCCAAGCUGGGAGUCCUUUCCCCCAGCCUUGCUGCCAGACUGGGAAAACUUUCAUCCAACUACAGACUGGUCUGAGCUGUGGCGCGCUGCAAUCUCCGAGGAUCGCCCCGAGCCGAGCCACAACGACUUCUUCCACGAACUAGGCAAACCAUCCGGACCAGAGCGUGAUGAUGACUCUCCGCAUCAAUGGACCGGCUCUCGGGAGAGGCAGGUCCGACGACCGGCGCCAGACACAUUUGACCAUCUCUUCUCCUCCCUGUCCUCUGCUUUUGCCGAGAGUCAAACGUCAUGGGAUGCCUUCCUCAAUGUCAUCAUGACCCACGCUGCCCCAGGCGAGAAGUACCAGGACCCAGAACCCGCCGGCGGCACAAAGCAAGUCGAGACCCGCGACGAAUACGUCGAUCGCGCCGGCUACCUGCACAGCACCGUCACCCGUAGGACUCUGGACGAGCGUGGCAAUGAGAUCGGUCGCGAGACCUACGUUACAAUGCGGCCGGCCGACGACGACCAGGGCGAUGACGAAGACAGCGUCGAAUUCGACGGUCAAGGAUCCUCCAGCAAGAAGGCAGGCUGGUUUUGGAAAUGA